AUUUAACAAAAUGGGGAAAAAAGAUAAGUAAUAGUUUAUAUCACUCUAUAGAAUAAUGAGUCUAUUUUGAAAUAUUACAUAUUAUUUAUAAACUAAUUCAUGUAUGAUAUACAAUUCACAACAUAUUACAUCUUGAGGAAAUAUUAUGCUUUAAUAUUAUAAUUGAUUAAUGAAUAAAUUGAUUUGGAUUUGGUUAGUCUGUCUAGUUUUUAUUCCAGAACAUGUAAUACCAUCAUCGGAGAAACGUUUAAUUAAACAACUAAUUGAUAAUUAUGAAAAAGCUGGUAAAAUUGGACGCCCAGUAAAAAAUACUAAAGAUCGUGUAGUUGUUGGUUAUGGAUUGUCAUUAUUUCAAUUGUUAGAUUUAGAUGAGAAAAAUCAAAUAUUGACAAUAAAUGUUUGGGCAAAAUAUACAUGGAUUGACCAAUUACUUCGUUGGGAUCCAGCUAAUUAUUCAAAUAUACGUGAAGUACGAAUUCCACCAAGUGUAAUAUGGACACCAGACAUUGUACUUUAUAAUUAUGCUGAUGAACGUUUAAAAGAGAAACGUGAUGUUAUGUUGAAUGUUGAUUAUAUGGGUCGAGUAUUUUGGAGUCCACCAGCUAUAUUUAAAUCAAAUUGUCCAAUUGAUAUAAAGAAUUUUCCAUUUGAUUAUCAACAUUGUUUCUUAAAAUUUGCAUCAUGGACAUAUAACAGUGAACAAUUAGAUUUACAAUUUUUAGACAAUCGUACUGAAGUUGAUAUAGAUCAGUAUACAUCAAGUAAUGAAUGGUCACUUGUGGCUAGACCAGCAUAUCGAUUUGUUAUGUUAUCUGAUGAAUGCGGUAAAGAAAUACCAGAUUUAACAUUUUUCUUAUUCUUAAAACGUAAUCCUGCUUUCUAUGGAUAUUUAUUAGUGUUUCCAUGUGUAUUACUAAGUGUGAUUACAACAGUGAUAUUUUGGUUGCCUCCACAAAUACCAGCUAAAAUGAUACUUAGUAUGAAUAUAUUUGUGGCAUUUUCGUUGUUAUUAAAAAUACUUGCUGUUUCUACACCAUCAGCUUCAACAAUAGUACCAUAUUUGGGUUACUUUUAUUGUUUAAAUAUGACAUUACUUAGUUUGUCAACAUUUGCUUCGACAAUUGUUGUACAUUUACACUUUCAACGAGUAAAAUCAAAACACGUACCACCAUGGCUUAUAAAGGUGGUUAGAUUUUUUGCUACAUUGUUACAUGUUUCGAAAUUGGAACCACCUGUAGUGGCAGAUACCAAUCAAAAACUGAGUGUUGUUGAAGCACAAAUUAAAAAUGCCAAGAUGAAACAAAGUAUAAAAUCGGAAAAUCUACUUGAUACGUGGUCAUCGAAUCAACAAUUACCUCCAUCUAAUCCGCAGUCAAAUUUGAUCCAUUCUGCUGGUGUAGAAACACAAUGGGAUUACAAUAAGAUUUCAUCUACCGAAGAGUAUCUUUUAAAUCCUAACGAAUUAUCUGUUCUACAAAAGCAACAACUUUCAAUGCUAUCAGAUGGUUCACGAAUAUCUUAUUCCACUGGUGUGAAUGGCUGCCAGUUUCCAAGUCAUCACUAUCCGAACCAAAACUAUUUACAACAAAAAAGUAUUCCAUGGGGCGAUUAUGCUACGAAUCAGCCAAAUGAGUCUGGAACAGUUAAGAUACAUGAUAAGUUGCUUAAAAAAUUCCUACAAUCUAAACAACAAUCAAGAAGAUCUACAAUUCAACUUGGGUUCAAUUUGGGUGACUUAUGUAAUGCAUUAAAACAAUUGAUGCUGAAAAUAGCUAAAAAAGAUGAAAUAGCUCAGCGUGAUCGCGAAUGGCGGUUAGUUCUAAUGACGAUUGAUCGUUUGUUUUGUUGGUUCUACUCCAUUGUAGUCAUUGUUGCAGGAGUGUACUUAUUGUUCCCUAGAGGGCGUUCGCAUACAGUCAACGAAAUUAUAGCAAUGCAUCAAGAAGCCUACGAUAUACGAAAUCAAGCUGUUGCAAAGCAGUGUAUGAUGGGAUACUCCAAAACAAUAUAACACUUUGGGUGGAACCUCCCCACUUAACCUUCUCAUUGAGACCAUCUGAUUUUUUUCACCUCGUUAUUUUUAGUUCGUAAUCGUUUACCUUAAUAUCAAUCGUUCAGUAUUUAAUGGCCUAAUUUUAAGGUUAAACAGUGUUCGCGUUACGGAUUCCUUUUAUCCUUCAUGUUCUAUCAUAUUGAUCACCUGAAGUAGAAAAUUUGUUUUAAAUCUACUAUACUCAAUUAUUUCUUCUUUUUAAACGAAGUUAUGCAUUUCUGAUUUUAAAUCUUCACUCAGUCAUUAACUUAGUAAAUAUUUAUUAAUUCAGUUUUUUUAUUUUGCAAAAGGCCUAAAAGUAUUGAAUUCCUUCAAAGACUAGUUUGGACUACAAAACAUCCAAUCACUGCAGAAAUGAGUAUUUUUAUGGGUUGGAUUUUAAAGGAUUACUGACUACAUUUAUCUGAGUUAUAUCCUUAUGCUAUAAACCUGUACUUAUUACAAAAUAACUAAGUAUGAUCUGAUGCUCCAUAUUGUAGAGCAAUUACCGAGCACGUUAGGUGGUUGAAAAUUUAUUAUUAAGCUGAAUGCUGCAGUGUAUAUGCUAAAAUAAAAGAAUUACAUCGAAUAAUUAAUGGCCCUUCACAACGCACACAUGUACUGUCAACUCUUUUAAAUUACUAGUCAUUAUAAGGUGUUAGUACUUUUCUCAAUAGUCGACAAUAUAACUUCCUAAGCUGUUUAGUUUUCUCCUUAAAUUUAACUGAAGAGGUCGUGAGGUCGGUAAAUAUUUUAUUAUAUCUGAAUUUAGUAACUGUCGUAACGAAACUGCAGAACAUGCAAGUUUAGAAAAGUAGUAGGGUGGUCCAAAAAUCCAGUCGAGCUAAAAGAUAGCUUUCUAAGUAGGUGAACAAGUUUUGUGUAUGAUACAUUCAAUAAAUGAUUUCAUAUUGAAUAUUUGCCACAAACAAAAUGUAAGCAAAGAAUAUUGGUGAUUAACGUAGUCAAUCCCGUUGACUCAGCAUCCAGAAUAUUGUCACGGCUGAUCAUCGCCUUUGUGCAGGGCUUAACUGCAAAUAGUGACAGGUUUCCUUAUAUUAGUAAAUAUAAAAAUCCCAGUCAUGUUUGUCAUCUUUGACUUGAUAGCCAGAGAAGAAGUGAUUAUAUAAGCACUCGACUGGGAACAUUCCUAAAUGUAUGUUUGAAGAAUUGAAUUAACGGACAUGAAUAAUAGUAAUAAAUAAUCACACGAUUGAGCACAAAUUAAAAUGAGUACUGAAUUAAUGCAUUCGACAGUAACAUGAUCUGUCAGAUUGAGUUCUCCAAAUGUGUUUACAGGUGUGUGGGUUUAACAUAUUUGUAUAAAACCCCAUCGUAAUCCGGUGGAACAAUUAUUUAGUUUCAAUUGGUCAUUUUGGUCACUACCAAUGUUUCCAUGACAAUCUUCAUUCGUUUCGUUAUUUGGAUUGAGUAGCUGUGGUAUUUGUAAGAACUAAUUAUUCUUUUGUACUUGAUUACCCGCUUAUUACGAUUUCCAAAUACAAUACUGUCAUUUGUAUUCAUCUUGUUCUGUCUGGCUUAAAUUGCACUGUUUCGGGAAUUCUUAGUUAGUACACUGAUUCAAAUACUUCUAAUCAUCACAGCAACUUCUGCUGUUCUUGAAAAUCCGUCAAUAACCGAAUAAUCACAAGUAAGCGUUAGCUGUUAAGCUUUAGAAAAGCCUUAUUUGUGUUCCUGAAAAAUUCGACACAACCUUUUUUUCCUUGACCGAAAAUAACUUCUAGUAUCCAAUAUCUUGGUGACGAACUUGUAUAAGCCAGUCUAUUACUUUUCGUUUGCUUCUUGUUGUUUCAGUGUAGUUCUAAAUGAUUUUACUAACUGUUCACAGCCUGUAUUUGUUUAAAGCAAUUAGUCCCUUUUAUAAAUUUCGAUGGAACAAUGAGAAGACGGAGUUGAUCUGAAAAAUGUAAUGUAUUUGCACUAUACAUUUCGAACAAUCUGGUCACACAUAUACUUGUCAAGGCAUUUUUAUAUGAAAAUCAAUAAAGGUAUUUGUUUACCGUUCUUCACACCCUAUCGUUUAUUUUCUUCACUAUUUAAAUAUUUUUGCAUUUCAUAUUGUGGAAAUUUAAUGAUAUUCGUUGAUUAGUAAUUUGUUGUCUAUUUAUCAUAAUUUGACCUACUCUCCACGUUGAAGUAUUGAUUAGAACCUUUAUUUUCUCAAUUUCCUUAUCACUACUAGUACAUCUGCAUUCUUACUAUCAAUUUGUACUUUUUACCAAUAUGUUUAAUUGCAUAAUCUACUUCUUCGGGAUCAGUGACACAUUAACUACCCUGUCUCAUUUAAUAUUUUUACAUAACGAUACUAAAAUUCCUGGAUAUCAGAGUUACGUUUUUUGAAAAUCUAAUUGAAAACGGUACUAUUCACCCUUAUGUUUUACUAUAUUUUAUAUUCAAAAGACUUUAUCUGUGUGACGAAAUAUAACUAUCACAUAGAAAAUCAACGUAUUUUUUAUCACACAAGAGGCAAAAAUCUACAAAUUUUGGAUCAACAAUAUAGUUUGCAAAACUACAAAGUAUUAAACAGGCGAAUAUUUAGGUAGGACAAUGAAAAAAGGAAAGAAAUUAGUUUUAUACUUCAACAAGCCAUUAGCUGUGAUAGUUCAAUGUUUCUAUGUUUUAUCUUACAGAAACCAGAUACUCAAACACCCAGUUUCUGCAUACAUAUUUUUUCCAAAGACUCGUUUUAGGAAAUAUCGGUGUGCAGAUGUAAACCGAUUUAAAUAUUUUGUUACCUUAAUUGUACAAGACGAACGUUCUAUUUUCAUAUCUCUGACUGACAAGUGUGUUGCAUAAUGUAAUUCGCAUAUGCAUAUCUGUUUGCUCAAAAUGUACAGAAACAUAUCACAUCACCGGUUUCAAAU
Messenger RNA from Schistosoma bovis, 4917 nucleotides. The record is from the annotation of a GenBank genome assembly. Lineage: Eukaryota; Metazoa; Platyhelminthes; Trematoda; Strigeidida; Schistosomatidae.